CCGCCUGCAGAGGGGCACAGGGGGAGGCCAGGAAAGUAGCACAGAGGCUGUGGGAUUUCACGGCACAACCGGGCAGCCAGCAGCUUUCUACUGCGAGGCCCCGCGGGCGUCCGGGGAACAGGGGCCCCGCGGGCGUCCGGGAACAGGGGCCCCGCGGGCGUCUGGGGAACAGAAUGCGGGGAUUUAGCACAGAUAGAAGGUACGCCAGGAGUGGGGGCAAGUGUCCAGGAAAAGUGUGCAAUGGGAUGGCCCUCACGUGAGCUCAGGUAACAAGGCCUCGCGGACCAAGCCCUCGUGGCGUCACUGCCAUCAGCAGCCCUCCUCGCGCAGGCAUGGAGCAGAGCCCAGAGAGACCCCGCCGAGCAGGGGCGAGGCCCCCACGGAGCAGGGGCACAGCUGCUGGGGGGCUCGGCUUCCAGCUGAGCUUCCGGGAGUGUCAGCCCCUCGUUUUUCCCAGGGUGUACCUGGUGCCGAGGAGUAAGCACCGCGGGCCCCCUUCCCCUCGAGGCGCUUCCGACAUCGGGCCACCCUGCCCCUCGGGAGGGAAGCAGCCAGAGGGCACACGCCGGGAGCCUCCGGUGGUGCCGAGACCCUCCGGGGAGCGGCCAGCUGGACAGCAGUGUGGGGUCCCGGCCCGGGGGACUCUGCUCUCCGUGAACCUGUCACACGGGGGUCUCACAGGGCCUCCGGGAAGCACUCGGUGACUGCCAAGCCUGGGUGGGCCCCCAUCUCUGCACACCCUGCAGGCCCGUGACUGCCCGGCUCCCCGUCCGUCCGCCCCCUGGACGGCGAGGCCCGUAAAAGCGGGGACCUGUCAGUGUCCGCCUUUCUCCCCGUCUCCUGCCAGAUCGGACGGCCGAGCAGAGGGCCGCCCACCCGUGUGUCAGAGGGGGUCGACACCAAAACACGAAGCCGUGUACGUGACGCGGAAAAGCCAGGGAAAACAGGGCAGGCAGGGAGGAGAGGCUGCGGGUGCCUGAGAGGGACGCGUGCGUGAACGCGGGAUGGGCCGCGAGGCGCGAGUGUGUGAGCUGGGCCUGCACGUGGACCGGGCCGGCUGGCGCCACACCGGCUCCCGACAGCACGGGCUGCACGUGGCUGCACGAGAGCAGAGGGGUGGCCAGCACAGGCAGGAGAUGCCUCCCUGGGAUCGGACGAGGUCACUUCCGGCGCCUGGGGGCUCAGUCGGUGGAGCGUCCGACUUCAGCUCAGAGACUGCGGCCCAGGUCAGGAUCUCGCGGCCCGUGAGUUCGAGCCCCGCGUCGAGCCCUGUGCCGACGGCUCGGAGCCCGGAGCCCGUUUCGGAUUCUGUGUCUCCCUCUCUCUCUGCCCCUCCCCUGCUCGUGCUCUGUCUCUGUCUGUCAAGAAUAAAUACACCUACACAAAGAUUAACACACACACACACAUAUAUAUAUAUAUAUAUAUGUAUAUACAUAUAUGUAUAUAAAUCACAUCUUUUACCCUCCUUCCUCCGAUUCUGGACACUGAAAACUCGCGUGGAAGCCAGCCUCCCGCGUGGCUUCGCGAGCCCGCAGCCCACCCCGCCGUCACGCCCUCCCCGGCACCGGCCCCUCCAAGCACCUGCGGCCCGUCCCGCAGAAUCAGGGCAUCGGCUCUGGCCAGAAAGGGGCGAGGAGGGCCGCCGCGGGCGCCACUGGCCCGCGGCUCCCCGCUGCAGGGGACGCGAGCAUCGUGUACGCCCACCCUGGCACCGACGGGGACGUGUCGGCCCUCAAGAUGCAAAGGCACCGAGGCUCCCGGGAAGAGAGCAGUCAUCCCUGGCUCGCCCGCGUCUCCCCCACACUCCCCGCUCCACCACCCCUCCUGAAUCCGAACCCCGGUCUCUCCCGUGGACAAUACCAGGCACACGCUCCUUCCAGCUGGCGGACGGACCAUCUGCCCGGGCCGUCCUCCCUGUCCUAACGCGGACAGUGCCCCAGAUCUGGAAGGACAGCCAGGCUCCUCCGGGGAUGCGCCCCGGGGCUGUCCCAGCGCAAAGGCCCCGAUUGGUGGGCGCGGAUUAAAUUACCUCUUUGGACUUCUGGUGCCAGUCCUUACU
Messenger RNA from Neofelis nebulosa (Clouded leopard), 2059 nucleotides. RefSeq names its product proline-rich protein 36-like. NCBI's taxonomy places the organism in Eukaryota, Metazoa, Chordata, Mammalia, Carnivora, Felidae. The record is from RefSeq and is a predicted model, not a curated record. The transcript is spliced from 2 exons. The coding region runs from base 1005 to 2024 and encodes 339 amino acids.